Molecule: messenger RNA, 2703 nt
Organism: Lodderomyces orthopsilosis Co 90-125
Lineage: Eukaryota; Fungi; Ascomycota; Pichiomycetes; Serinales; Debaryomycetaceae
Exons: 1
Coding region: 1-2703 (900 amino acids)
Biological process (GO): protein phosphorylation
Molecular function (GO): protein kinase activity; ATP binding
Source: RefSeq, a predicted model, not a curated record
AUGUUGAGCAGUUUAGGCUUUAAAACUGGGAUUAGAGCAGCUUACAAUGUUCUGGAUAACCCUUCGUUUGUUAGUGAACCAUGGACGGUAUACCCUGCCAAGCAUAAGUCAUCCAAUAGAAUAGUUUCCGUUUUCAUAUUUGAUAAGCUGAAAUUUGAAUCACAAGUUCAUCGAAUGUGUCAGAUGUCAUCAUUGGCUGCAAAUAGCAGCCCUAAAAAAGUAAUUAAAGAAUGUUAUGAGUUGAUCAAAUUUGAAGUGAAUCAAUUGAGUAAAUUGAGACAUCCACAAAUAUUGACUACUCUUGAACCAUUGGAAGAGACAAAGACAAAGUUUAUCUUUGCCACUGAAGCAGUUGUAAGUGAUUUAAAUACGGUGGCUUCAAAAGAUUUGGAUGAGUUGUCGAUUCAAAAGGGGUUGUUACAAGUAGCCAAGGGGUUGCAAUUUAUUCAUAAUCAGUGUAAUAUAAUUCAUUUGAAUAUCCAGCCAUCUUCCAUAUUUAUCAACACUCAAGGUGAUUGGAAAUUAGCUGGUUUUACAUUUUUAAAGAAUCUUAAUGAGAUAUCACCUCAAGAACGAGAUAAUUUCUUUAUCAUGAACACAUCAUCUUUUAUUCCAUUUGCAAAUCUAAAUUUAAAUUUUACAGCACCUGAAUUGAUUGUUGAUCCUCAACCCAAAUUGGAUUUUGCUAAUGAUAUAUGGUCGUUUGGAAUGUUGAUUUUUUAUUUAUACAAUUACGAUGAAUGUGAUCUGUUGAUUAACUUGCAUGAUACCAAUAGCAUUCAAGAUUACAAACAUGAAUUUCGCAAAUUUGAAUCUAAAUUCUACAGUCAUCGAACUAGUCCUACUGAGUUGAGGUAUAUUUUGAAGAAAGUCCCGGAAAAAUUGUACCCUUUGUUUCCUCAAUUGCUUGCGAGGUACCCCUAUGACAGAUUAAGACUAGAUCAAUUCAUAGACUCAGAUUUCUUCAAUGGCACCAUUAUUAAAGCCAUGUGGUUUAUUGAUGAGUUUACAACAAAGGCAAUUGAUGAGAAAUUGGUGUUUAUGAGAGGAUUACUUGAAUUCGAUCCGACAACACAAACUGACUUGAUUGGCCAAUUUCCUUCUGCAUUUAGAUCGCUGAAGAUAUUGCCGUUGUUAAUUGGGCAAUUGAUUAACGAGUUGACUGUUUUGGACGAAACAGUGGCUAUAGAUCCCAAUAUCGACGAGUUGAUUUCGUUGUCGUUGGAGAUUGUUAUGGCAAUUUCCAAAUCGUUAUCAGCAUUGACUUUCCAAGAUAGGGUUUAUAAUGUAUUAUUAAAGGACAGCUCAUCACUACUGGAAAAGGUCUAUGAUGUUGUUUUCAAAGACGAGGCCAAAAGCAAGAAGUUGAAAACAUUUACUAAGCUUAUCAAUGCAUCAGUUAAGACAAGAUUAACCUUGGUUAAGAACUUAAAUGUGUUGCAAGAAAAAACCAAUGACAAACAAUUUAUGAGUUUUAUAAAGACAAUAUUGGAUCUAGUUUUUACCCUAGCGGCGAAAGAACAAGAUCAAAAAGAAGUUCAAAUAGAAUUACAAGAAAAAUUUCUUGAUUAUAUUCCCAAUUUCACAGAUAAGGUUGAUUUUUCAUACAUGAAGAAUACGUUUUUCCCAUUAUUGAUUAAGAUUUUCCAAGCAACAUCAGUAUUUUCCACGAAAUUGAAGAUCCUCAACACAUUUGAAAAAUUUGUUGAUGCCAGAGUUAUUGAUAAAAUAAUCAUUAAUGAGCAAUUUCUCCCGGUGACAAAAUCAUUAAAGAAUCGAGAAGAGGAAAUUGUUGUACGAAUUCUCAAAUUUUUUGAAAAAAUUGUAUCUAAUGAAGAUAUGAAUUUAGAUUUGAAAAUGCUUGUUGAUUCAAUCAUACCACAAUGUUAUACUUUAGCUUUUGAAUGUACUGAUUGCGAUCAAAAGGAGUUUAAAUCAUUCAUGGUCAUUAUAAAUAAGAUUCAAAAGGCGAUGAUGGAAAAGAAAUUGGCACAAUUACCGGAACGACAUAUUAAUGGUGGAACUGCUAGUGGUAGUGAACAGGGAAAAGUGAGAGGUAAGCCUAAUUUUGAGACAUUAUUGGAAUCUCAAGCUAUAAAAGAGCCAGAGAAGCCAGAAACUGCACCAAAGAGUCAAGUCAUGCAGCCAACGAGGAAAAGCUCCAAUUCGUCGCGUACUGCAACGAGACUGAAUACACUAAAUACAGCAAGAUCUAAACCAACAAUGACAAAGCCUACGCCCAUAAAUUUAACACAAUCUACUCCAUUGAAAUUUGGAGCCACCACCACCAACAACAACAAUACCACCACCUCCAAUCUAUUUGAUAGCUUGAAAAGUACCUAUGAUAGACCAGCUUAUCAUGACAAUGAAGGUGAUGACGACUUUGAUGACUUUCAACUGGCCAAUGCAAUCAACAAGAUCAAAUCAAAUAAUAAGAUUAAUUGGACAUCAGAAGCGAACAAGAUGAAGAGUUUACCAACUACGCCAUUAAGUCCAACUAACAAUAGUAAACCACCUUCAAUGGGUAAUUCUACACACAAUUCACUGCAUGUUGCAAAUAAUUAUCCUCCCGGGUUCAAUUCUUCAGUGUUGUCGCCAAAGGGAGCCAAUAUGCUGCCUAACAGGUCGAAUACAACGUCACCCCCACAGAAUAAAAGUGGCAAUACUAGUGGUAUAAAUGCUGAUCUACUAGAUCUAUUGUAA